This is a messenger RNA of Oncorhynchus kisutch (coho salmon), 2195 nucleotides long. RefSeq names its product gamma-butyrobetaine dioxygenase. The transcript has 8 exons. Gene Ontology annotation, biological process: carnitine biosynthetic process. Gene Ontology annotation, molecular function: gamma-butyrobetaine dioxygenase activity; iron ion binding. Gene Ontology annotation, cellular component: mitochondrion. The record is from RefSeq and is a predicted model, not a curated record. Lineage: Eukaryota; Metazoa; Chordata; Actinopteri; Salmoniformes; Salmonidae. Bases 148 to 1527 code for a protein of 459 amino acids.
CAUCUCUGAUGCCACGACAGUGGUUGUCACUCACUUACGUGCUCACCUAACCUGCGCUGUUGAUAGACGCUUCCUUGACAAAACACAUUCAAAAGUUAAAAAGCCUACCAAAAUAACAGCAGCUCAUCCGGAGGUCCUGGUUCGAGGAUGUGGACGACCGCUAUAGCACGAUGCACCCUGCCGAGCAUGCGCAAGCGAAGCUCUGUUUUGGCCUGCCAUGCCUUGAGGGCUGAGGGUAGGCCUAGAUGGGCAGUUGCCACAGCUGCCACCUCUCCAUCUCCUUCUCUUCACCUGAUCUGGAGGCAGCUCCGUGGGUAUGGGACCCAGGCACCCACCCCGCUCCCCUCCACUGCUCUGGGGAACAGCCCUGGGGUGAGGCAGGUCCGUGCCCUGGAGCAGGAAAGGCAACUGGAGGUAGAGUGGGAGGACAGCAGGCAAAGCAUGUACCCGUACACCUGGCUGAGAGACAACUGUCAAUGCCCGCUGUGUACCCUGCAGUCAGCCCAGGCCCGCAGCCUGCUGCUCUCCCAACUGGACAUCCACACUGGGGUCGACCGGGUCCAAGUCACUGACAACAACAAGGUGUCCAUAGUGUGGCCGGACCAGCACACCAGCGAGUUUGACCCAGAAUGGCUGAGGAAACGGUGCUUCUCUCCUGCUGCCAGACAAGCUCUACAAGAGGAGCUCUUCCUCAACAAGCAUAUGUACUGGGACUCAGAGCUACAGAUCCCCACGGCCAACUUCGAAGAGGUCCUCCACGAUGACAAGGCCGCCCUGGCCUGGCUGCUGGCUCUACGCCGCGUGGGAAUCGUCUACCUGAAGGGGGCGCCGGUGGAGCAGGGUCAGGUGGCCCGCCUCAGCCAGAGGAUCGGAUAUCUAAGACUGACGUUCUAUGGGCACACAUGGCAGGUGCAGGACAAAUCCCAGGCUAACAACGUGGCCUACACAGCUGGCAAACUCAGUCUCCACACUGACUAUCCAGCACUGCACUAUCCACCUGGAGUGCAGUUCCUGCAUUGCCUGAGCCAGGCUGGUGAGGGUGGGGAGAGUGAAGCGGUGGACGGCUUCCACAUGGCAGAAAAACUGAGAAGAGAAGACCCAGAGGCUUUCAGGACCCUCACCUCCCUGCAGGUGGACUUCACCGACACAGGGUCCGACUACUGUGACUUCAUGGUGCAGUCCAAGAACCACAUCAUAGAUGUUGACAGUGAUGGGCGGGUGGUACGGAUCAACUACAACAAUGCCACCAGGGACUCUGUGCUGGACCUCCCCCUGCACCAGGUCCAGGCCUUCUACAGCUCCCUCAAGGCCUACAUCCAGCUGAUGACGCGACCAGAAAACAUGCUCACCUACAAGAUGGAGCCUGGCGACCUGGUCACCUUUGACAACUGGCGCCUGCUCCAUGGGCGGAAGAGCUAUCUGAGCCACCCAGACCAGGUGAGACACCUGGAGGGAGCCUACCUGGACUGGGACGAAGUCAUGUCUCGCCUGCGAAUACUCUGCAAGUCUGUCAACGGAGAGAGCUAGACCCACCAAGCACCCAGAGUGAAGCCUCCUCCAACUAUAUAGAACAGCAUUGAUCUACAGCAGGGCUCUCCAACCCUGUUCCGGGAGAGUUACUGUACUGUAGGUUUUCACUCCAACCCUAAUCUAGUGCACCUGAUUCUAAUAAUUAGUUGGGGUUGGAAUUAAAACCUUACAGGAGGGUAUCUCUCCAGGAACAGGUUUGGAGAGUCCUGAUCUACAGGAUUUCUGAGCGUGGAAAAGAGGCUAAUAUUCUAGUAGGCUACGGCUACCCCUCUGUGGGUCAAGAUGGCUGCCAGUCUUUUGAACAGAGUGACAAGUGGGCAAAGUGCAAGAAGAUGGGGAAAAAUUUGAGGGAAAAGGGUUUAGCACUUCCGUAAAUGAUAAACACUCCUCUUCAUAAGUGCUAACAGAUGCAUAGAAACUGUAUAUGUAGCAUACUUAUGAAAAAUCUGUAAUUUACUGUAUGAAGCAGGUAGACAAUAAUGCCUUUGCUCCUAGGGUCGCUUUGCUCUAAUCUAUUUUUCUAUUGGCCUGUGUUCUGCUGGUCAAAAUUUGGUAGCACUUUACUACAUCUACUUCUCAAUGUCUUAAGUUUGUGACAUGUUCUACCUCUCUGCUUCCUGUGCUUGGCCCUCCUAUGUUGAACAUAAUAAACGGCUCUCUAUCCA